AUGGUUCGCAUCAGCAGCCUCGCAGCAACACUCGCCCUCGCCAUGAGCGUCUUCGCCCUCACCCCCAACACAGCAGGCGCCAAGAGCGUAGGUGCAGGCAACGGCACCCAGUUCACGACCGGCGGCUGCGUCGCCGACGCAGACUGCCAGUCCGCAUGCUGCGCGGGCAUCACUGGUAGCGCGGUGGGCAUCUGCUCUGCUGCCGCGGCUUCGACGCAGAAUGGGAAGACGGGCUGUGGGUUCGUGGAUCCAAAUGCGGCGGCUACGAUUGCGGCUGCGAAGGCGCAGGUUGCGAAGCAGGGGUUCAGGAGAGUUGUGAGAGCUGUGAGAGGGGAGUAG
Messenger RNA from Lachnellula hyalina, 339 nucleotides. RefSeq lists its product as uncharacterized. Bases 1 to 339 code for a protein of 112 amino acids. The record is from RefSeq and is a predicted model, not a curated record. The transcript has 2 exons. NCBI's taxonomy places the organism in Eukaryota, Fungi, Ascomycota, Leotiomycetes, Helotiales, Lachnaceae.